Molecule: messenger RNA, 1678 nt
Organism: Polistes canadensis
Lineage: Eukaryota; Metazoa; Arthropoda; Insecta; Hymenoptera; Vespidae
Product: ankyrin repeat domain-containing protein 39-like
Exons: 3
Coding region: 851-1492 (213 amino acids)
Molecular function (GO): protein binding
Source: RefSeq, a predicted model, not a curated record
UACCAAUAGAUUUCUUUCUAUUAAACUUUUAUUUAUCGAAUUUAAAAAUUAUACAACAUAUUCUGACAUAGCAACAAAUUAUUGUCUAUGUGCGUUAACCAAAUAAACAUUCCAAAAUAAGUUAUCGAAUAUUUAGAUCGCCUUAAGUAACUGUUAAGAUAACUGUUUAGAAUUAAUAAUAAAAACUACUCAUUAUACUAAGAAAAAUAAUAUACAUUUAGAAUCGUUGAUAUGCAGGGUUUAGCUAACACUGUCAUUCGUCUUGACUGGUAGGGUAAAUGAAAAUCUAAUAAACACGAUGUUGAAUCAAGCAUAUUGUUCUUGAUAGUAAUGUUAAUGUUAAGUGACACUUUCUACUGAUGUUUACAAAUUUAAAUAAAGUUUUCAAUGUUAGUGUAGCAAAGGUAUAUUUCUCAAGUAGCACAUUAAAAGUACAAGUAAUGGCAGAACAUCAUUUGUAUGAAAUUAUAACUGCUUAGUAUAUCAUAUCUUAUCUGAACCAAUGAUAAUAAAAUAAAUAAUCUCUUUUUCUAUACAAUCUUAAUAUUAAAAUGAUAUACCUGCUAUAUUUCAUUGGUUUAUAAGUGAAGAGAAAUUAUCACGUGUCAUGCAACAACGUGAUACAAACGAAAGUAGAAUAAUUCAUUUAUUUAUGAUUUCGAUUAAAAGAACAAUCGUAUUUCCGAAGAUUAUCGAUUUGUUUUUAAAUUUUUACUUAUAUUUCCGUAUUUUUGUCAUUCAUUGUUAUUGUGAACCUACUUAAUGUCGUAUUUAAAUAGUAUUACGUGUAUAGUAGCGCGUAUAGUAUUGAACAAAAUUUGAUUCACGAUUACAAUGCGUCAUUCAUCGUAUGAAUUUAUUGACUAGUAGAAGUGCGAUUAGUGUGAAAAUGGAAAGAAGUGGAAACGAAAAACAACAGUUACAGAUUAAAGAAAAUAUGGCGAAGGAAAGUAAGCAUGAGAAAGGAGUAAAAUCCUGUUGCGAUUUAUCCGUCAACUUGGGUGUUUGUCAGUCCUUGCCAGAGAUUGAAUUUGAGCGAGGCAUAUGGUAUGCAGCUCAAUAUAAUGAUAAAGACAAAGUAGAAGGAUUUUUAAGAAAAGAAAUUUCGGUAGAUAUCGAAGAUUCAGCUGGAUAUACGGCUCUUCACUAUGCAGCUCGAAAUGGACAUUAUCAGAUUUGUGAAAUGUUGUUAAAAUAUGGAGCUAACGUAAACGCUAAAACACGUUGCGGCCAAGCAACUGCUCUUCAUAGAGCAGCUACUCAAGGACACGAUCAUGUCGUUGAAAUUUUGUUAAAGUAUGGUGCUAAUGCGAAUUUGAAGGACGCUGAUGAAUAUACUGCUCUGCAUAGAGCUAUUAUUGCUGCUCGCGUCUCCAUUUGUCAAAUUUUGAUUCCACAUUCGGAUCUGUCUAUCGUCGAUAAGAAAAAUCGUACUGCAAAACAAUUGGCUAACGAAUAUUGUAACGACGUAUUAUCGCUUUUAUCUUCAUAAUAUUAUCUCAUAUGUUUCAUCUUAUAUCGUUUAUUAUCUUCGAUUUAGAAAUAAUCGACUAAUGUAAAAAAGUCACCUAUACUUCGAUCUAUUAUUGAACUAUAGCGUUACACUUCAAUGCUGAUCUUCAUCAGGUGUCACAAUGAUGAUCGUAACUUUAAUAAAUAAAUAAAGUAUAAUAGCCGU